Messenger RNA from Egretta garzetta (little egret), 3492 nucleotides. It is a transcript of the gene TRIM37, whose product is annotated as tripartite motif containing 37. Gene Ontology annotation, cellular component: aggresome; peroxisome. The transcript is spliced from 24 exons. Gene Ontology annotation, biological process: protein autoubiquitination; negative regulation of centriole replication. The record is from RefSeq and is a predicted model, not a curated record. Gene Ontology annotation, molecular function: ubiquitin protein ligase binding; tumor necrosis factor receptor binding; zinc ion binding. The coding region runs from base 33 to 3185 and encodes 1050 amino acids. Lineage: Eukaryota; Metazoa; Chordata; Aves; Pelecaniformes; Ardeidae.
GCAUUGCGGAAGUGUUCCGAUGUUUUAUUUGUAUGGAGAAAUUGCGCGAUGCACGCCUGUGUCCUCAUUGCUCCAAGCUGUGCUGUUUCAGUUGUAUUCGGCGUUGGCUGACUGAACAAAGAGCGCAGUGCCCUCAUUGUAGAGCCCCGCUGCAGCUACGAGAGCUCGUAAACUGUCGUUGGGCAGAAGAGGUCACACAACAGCUUGAUACGCUUCAACUGUGCAAUCUCACAAAACAUGAAGAAAAUGAAAAAGACAAGUGUGAAAAUCAUCAUGAAAAGCUUAGUGUUUUCUGCUGGACCUGUAAGAAGUGUAUCUGCCACCAGUGUGCGCUUUGGGGAGGAAUGCAUGGAGGACAUACAUUUAAGCCACUGGCAGAAAUCUAUGAACAACACGUCACAAAAGUAAAUGAAGAAGUGGCAAAGCUUAGGAGAAGACUCAUGGAAUUGAUCAGUUUGGUGCAAGAAGUGGAGAGGAAUGUGGAGGCAGUGCGUAGUGCGAAGGAUGAACGAGUUCGGGAAAUCAGGAAUGCAGUGGAGAUGAUGAUUGCCCGGUUAGACACUCAGCUGAAGAAUAAGCUUAUAACAUUAAUGGGUCAAAAGACAUCGCUUACUCAAGAAACUGAACUUCUGGAAUCCCUGCUUCAAGAAGUAGAACAUCAGUUGCGAUCAUGCAGCAAGAGUGAGUUGAUAUCCAAAAGUUCAGAGAUCCUGAUGAUGUUCCAGCAGGUUCAUCGGAAGCCUAUGGCCUCAUUUGUCACUACUCCUGUCCCCCCAGACUUCACAAGUGAAUUGGUUCCAGCCUAUGACUCAACUACGUUUAUCUUGGAAAACUUCAGUACGUUGCGUCAGCGAGCAGAUCCUGUUUACAGUCCGCCUCUUCAAGUGUCAGGACUUUGCUGGAGGUUAAAAGUUUAUCCAGAUGGAAAUGGGGUAGUACGGGGCUACUACUUGUCUGUGUUCUUGGAGCUGUCAGCUGGAUUGCCGGAGACAUCCAAGUAUGAGUACCGUGUAGAAAUGGUUCACCAGUCCACCAACGAUCCCACUAAAAACAUAAUUCGGGAGUUUGCCUCAGAUUUUGAAGUUGGAGAAUGCUGGGGGUACAACAGAUUCUUUCGUUUAGACUUGCUAGCCAACGAAGGCUAUUUAAACAGGCAGAAUGACACGGUGAUCCUAAGGUUCCAAGUGCGCUCACCAACCUUCUUCCAAAAGUGCCGAGAUCAACACUGGUACAUUGCUCAAUUGGAAGCAGCUCAGACAAGUUAUAUCCAACAAAUAAAUAACCUUAAAGAAAGGCUUGCGAUUGAACUUUCCCGGACUCAGAAAUCACGAGGCAUUUCACCUCCAGACAGUCAUCUUAGUCCCCAGAAUGAUGAUGGUUCAGAAACGAGAUCAAAGAAAUCUGGACAAAGCACUGAAGUACUACUUGAGAACGUUGCUGCUCCAGGAUUAGUGCGAGAUAGCAAGGAAGAGGAGGAAGAGAAGAUCCAGCAUGAAGAAUUUAAUCACGAGCUCUCUGAUGGUGACUUGGAUAUAGAUCUUGCUGGAGAAGACGAAGUGAACCACCUUGAUGGUAGCAGCUCUUCAGCUAGUUCGACAGCAACCAGUAACACUGAAGAAAAUGAUAUUGAUGAAGAAACUAUGUCUGGAGAAAAUGACGUGGAAUAUAGCAGUAAUAUGGAGUUGGAAGAAGGAGAUCUCAUGGAGGAUGCAGCAGCUGCUGCUACUCCUGGAGCAUCAGGUUCCAGCCAUGGCUAUACCAGUGCAAGUGGAAGAUCUUCAAGGCGGGGAGGAAGUGCCCUAGGCUCAACAGCCAGUAGCAGUUUACUAGAUAUAGAUCCCUUAAUUUUAAUCCACUUGUUGGAUCUAAAAGACAGAAAUGGUAUGGAAAACCUUUGGGGCCUUCAGCCACGUCCACCUGCCUCUCUUCUGCAGAACAGAGCAUCGUCCUAUUCUCUAAAAGAUCGAGAUCAGCGGAGACACCAGGCAAUGUGGCGUGUGCCACCUGACUUGAAGAUGCUGAAAAGACUGAAAACUCAGAUGGCUGAAGUUCGAAGCAAAAUGUCUGAUGUAAAAAACCAACUGUCAGAAGUGAGAAGCAGCAAUGCUGGCUCAUGUGAUGGACAGCCCAGCUUUUUCUCCAUUGAGCAAGGAGCUUUAGCUGCCUGUGGAACAGAAAGCUGCAGCAAGCUGCAAGAAAUAGGAAUGGAACUACUGACAAAGUCUUCAGUUACCAGUUGUUACAUAAGGAAUUCUGCAAGUAAGAAAAGUAAUUCACCCAAACCUAUUCGCUCUGGAGCAGCAGGUAGCCUGUCUUUACGAAGAGCUAUGGACUGUGGGGAUAGUAAUCUUCGUUUAAAGGGAGACAGUCAAACUUCUGAAGGUGGCAUGGGGAGCUCGAAGUUGAGCAGUCGGCAUCACUCCCCCAGGCCCCUCACCAACAGCAACGCUUCUGAGGCGCUGCCGAAGCCAGAGGAAAGACCUUGCGAAGGUUCAGAUUCCGAUGUGGGAGUUUCUGGCUUAAAUGGCUUAGCUGCUGUAGAGAAGACCAGAAAAGUUGGUGCUCUAGGGUCAAAUUCCAAAGGCUGUCGUACAGAAGGAACACAGGCAGGUGGUCUGGAAAACACCUCGGAAACUGGUGAACUGCAGGCUAUGCUUUCUGAGGGUGCUUCUGCAGGGACAGAAGAAGCCGGGGUAUGUCAGAAGCAUGUCCUUCAUCUCCUACCAGGAAUGAGCAGUGACAGUGACAUUGAAUGUGACACAGAAAACGAAGAGCAGGAGGAUGCCGCCUCUGCCUCGGAGGGGUUUAACCAUGCCUUCUCUGUCCAGUCCUCGAGUGAAGCCUCAGAGCGAUGCUCGAUGUUCCCGGAGGGCGAUCAGGUUGGUCCUGAUGAUCUCAGCUUUGUUACUGGAGAAGACAGCACCAGAACAUUGCCAGGGUCGGGAGGAUCUAGUGAGGAGAUAGUGCACCUGAACUACAGCAGCCACGUCUACCAGCACAGACCUCGCUACGCCUCGUCUUAUCUGCCCGUAGGACAAGGCGUUUCUCACCGACACAGUGUUCCACAAACAGAGCGGAGUUUCUUUGAGGAGGCACCACUAGAAACGUGGCGUAAGUUAAAGUCUGCUUUGACAUUGUCCUUCAGUGUUACAAUGCAAUCUAAAUCAAAUACCGAAUGGUUUUAACUUGCAAGGACAAUUGAUGGCACUUCUAGGUAAAGAAAAGUUAUUUACAUGCGUUUCCACCCACCUUUAGUGCAAAUCGAAAGGGGUUAACAGCUCCCUGGUCUGGUGCUAGACUGCUCUCUGCAACGCAGACAUUCCUCAGAGUUGCGCGUUUAAAAAGCGUACACGGGAAACUCCCGGCGUGGGGAUGGAGCGCAUCCCGCCAGUACUCACAGUGAAGAGCUUACGAGCGAGUUUUGAGCAGCUUCAGACAAGCGGCCUGGAGCCCAUCUCUCAAAACCAACACAAUUGAAAAAGAAAAUAAAAA